Messenger RNA from Ambispora gerdemannii, 756 nucleotides. The record is from the annotation of a GenBank genome assembly. Lineage: Eukaryota; Fungi; Glomeromycota; Glomeromycetes; Archaeosporales; Ambisporaceae.
AUGCUUUUUAUUGCCUCGAUUAUCCCCCGGGAAAGUGACGGGACCCAGUAUAAAUACAAACCGUCUUUUGCUACCCAAACCAAUUAUCAAGAAUUAGGUCGCAGAAUAUCCGAAGAAAUUAAUAACCUCUUAUCUUCUCUGAAUUCCCAAUUUUCCAGUCUUUUCCAAGUUCAAGACUUAAAUGCUUUAAUGGAAACUUUUUUAAGUAAAUUCUUCCAAGGUUAUGUUUACAGUGAAAUUCAGAAUGAUUUAGGCAAGCAAUUAACUAUUAAUAACCAUGAGAAAUACCGACCUCAGAAAACUGGUAAUUCAACCGAGAAUUAUAACUGGAAAAUCCUUUUGUAUGAGUUUGCCUUUAAGGGUGGUUCGGUUCCUAAUCCGGAAACUCCUCCGCAAAAUCCUGAUGCUCCUGUUAAUCCUCCUUCUAGUAAUCCCCAAAUUAAGCAACUUCAAGACCAAGCCGAAGAAAUUAGGCAAUUAUUGAAGUCUUGUGAAGAAAUAAUUAAGUCGGUUGAAAAAGUUAAAAAAAAGAAAGAGGAAGAAAUAGCUCAAUUAGAAGAAAAAAAGAAAAAUUUAGACCAAAACGAUAGGGAAUAUAAUAUCAAGUCAAUGGAUAUAGAAAUUCAAAGACUAAAAAUUGAAACUGCGAUUACAGAAGCAGAAACUAGUAGAAAUAAAAUAAAAGAAAAAAAGAAGACAGUGAAUUGGUUUGAAACUUGGCUAGCCGACUGCCUAAAAAAAGGGAAAGAAAAGUGA